CAUACCUGUUUCUCUCUCCUCAUAAUCUCUCUCUCUCUCUCCUCAUACGUCUUUAAAUUCUAUUAACCUUCCAUCUUCACAGGCAUCAUUCCCCAUUCUCUCUCCCCCCUCAAUAGGGAAAUUUCUGUAGAUUCUUACCACUCUGUCCAAAACUCUUCUUUGCACAAGAACAUCAAUAUUUUUCAGUCCAAAAUCUCAAACCCCAACUGAGUAAGCCUUCCAUUGAAGCUCUAUCCCAUUUGUUUUCAUACUUUUUGUUUGGUUUGCCUUCUGGGUUAUCAUUAUUUAUUUCUCAAAAUUUCGUAUUAAGUCGAAGAAGCUGAAAUUUUAGGCUAUUGAGGUGUUUGGAUUAGUGGGGUUUUUUUUUUCUAGUUUGUUGAUUAACAAUGGCGGAUAAGGAAAAAGAGAACUCCGAAACCGGAUCGGUAUCGGUUGAAGCUCAAUCUGAAAGAGGGAAGAACAACCUCCCUAACUUUCUCCUCUCUGUUAGACUCAAAUAUGUGAAGCUUGGCUAUCAUUACUUAGUUACGCAUGCCAUGUAUUUAUUGUUAGUCCCCCUUCUUGGUGCUGUUUCUGUUCAUCUGUCAACUUUUACGUUCGAAGAUUUAAUCCAACUGUGGAACCAGCUCAAAUUCAAUUUUGUCACAGUGAUUCUAUGCUCUUCUCUAAUGGUUUUCCUAGCUACCCUUUACUUUAUGAGCCGUCCUAGAAAGGUUUAUCUAGUGAAUUUCUCAUGUUUCAAGCCUGAACCAGAGAGAAUGUGCACUAGAGAACUUUUUAUGGAGAGAUCUAAACAAGCAGGGACAUUCAGUGAAGAAAAUUUGGCAUUUCAGAAGAGAAUCUUGGAGAGAUCAGGGUUGGGACAGAAGACAUAUUUCCCAGAAGCUAUUUUGCAGGUACCCCCGAACGUGUGUAUGGCGGAGGCGAGGAAGGAGGCGGAGAUGGUGAUGUUUGGAGCUAUCGACCAGCUCUUGGCGAAAACCGGUGUCAAGGCUAAGGACAUUGGGAUUCUUAUUGUGAAUUGCAGCUUGUUCAAUCCAACACCAUCUCUUUCUGCCAUGGUUGUGAACCAUUACAAGCUUAGAGGGAACAUCUUGAGCUUCAAUCUUGGUGGUAUGGGUUGCAGUGCAGGAUUAAUAUCAAUAGAUCUAGCCAAGCAACUUUUGCAGGUGCACCCCAACUCUUAUGCUCUUGUGGUAAGUAUGGAAAAUAUAACCCUGAAUUGGUACUUUGGCAACAACCGGUCGAUGCUCGUCUCAAACUGUCUCUUCCGCAUGGGUGGGGCUGCAAUCCUUCUGUCUAACCGAUCAUCUGAUCGUCGUCAUUCCAAGUAUCAACUCAUCCACACUGUACGUACGCACAAGGGUGCAGACGACAAGUGUUACAGUUGUGUGUUCCAAGAAGAGGAUGAAACCAAGAGAAUUGGUGUCGCACUUUCAAAAGACCUGAUGGCUGUCGCAGGAGAGGCCUUGAAAACAAAUAUCACAACACUCGGGCCAUUGGUUCUUCCUAUGUCCGAGCAGAUCCUAUUUUUUGCUACUUUAGUGGCAAGAAAGAUAUUUAAAAUGAAGAUCAAACCAUAUAUUCCAGAUUUCAAGUUGGCUUUCGAGCAUUUCUGCAUUCAUGCCGGAGGAAGAGCAGUGUUGGAUGAGUUGGAGAAGAACCUUGAACUAAGCGAUUGGCAAAUGGAACCUUCUAGAAUGACUCUGAAUAGGUUUGGCAAUACUUCUAGUAGUUCAUUGUGGUAUGAACUGGCCUAUUCCGAGGCUAAGGGUAGGAUGAAGAAGGGUGACCGCACAUGGCAGAUUGCGUUUGGGUCUGGUUUCAAAUGUAAUAGUGCUGUUUGGCGCGCGUUGAGGACCAUUAAUCCGGCUAAGGAGAAGAAUCCAUGGAUGGAUGAAAUUGAUGAAUUUCCUGUUCAUGUGCCUAAACUGACACCUAUUAGCACUUGAACAUGUUCUUUUUCUUUAUGAAAAACUAUGUUAUUACUGUAAAACGCGAUUGUUCCUCCAGCCCUAUCCUCAAUUGUAUUGAAAGAAAUUUGUUUGAUUGAAUGUAUCAUGGAGGAAUUUGAUUAACUUGGCAAACAGAGAGGAAAAGAAACUUCCCACUUUAGGGGUAGUCUUCCUUGCAGAUGGUGAUCUUCAGUUCUAUCUUUUUGGGUAUUGGCCAUACCAAUGAACAAUUUGAUACCAUGGAGACUGUUGUUCCAUCAUUAUUCUCUAUCUAGAGUCACGC
Molecule: messenger RNA, 2238 nt
Organism: Ilex paraguariensis (yerba mate)
Lineage: Eukaryota; Viridiplantae; Streptophyta; Magnoliopsida; Aquifoliales; Aquifoliaceae
Source: the annotation of a GenBank genome assembly